This is a messenger RNA of Daphnia magna, 1725 nucleotides long. RefSeq lists its product as uncharacterized. Gene Ontology annotation, molecular function: lipid binding. The record is from RefSeq and is a predicted model, not a curated record. Gene Ontology annotation, cellular component: membrane; extracellular region. Gene Ontology annotation, biological process: lipoprotein metabolic process; lipid transport. The coding region runs from base 118 to 1095 and encodes 325 amino acids. The transcript has 2 exons. NCBI's taxonomy places the organism in Eukaryota, Metazoa, Arthropoda, Branchiopoda, Diplostraca, Daphniidae.
UAAGAUGAUACAUUACUAGCUGCCCGCCUCAUUGGCAUAAGUGGAUUUCAGUAGUUCCACACAUCAUUCUCUAAAGUUAAUUUUAUUUCUAUUAACAUAGUUGUAUGACACGAAAUAAUGGCUCGGUUUGCUCGAAUUUUUACGCUCAUACUUGUGCUUCUUGUUGCGCAAAGUAAAACUGGUGUCAUUUCUCCUGACCGGCAAUUGCCGACUCGAGAGAGCCUGAAAGCGCGUGUUGAGAGUGCCGUGUUGCUAUUAGAUAAAAGUAUUGAAUCGCUAGAAGAAAUCAAGUCCUGGGCAAUCAAACACCACAAGGAUACCAAUAUCGUGCAAACCGUAGGAACCUCUGUCGGAACCAUUGGCACCAUAGGCGUUAUUGCUGGAUUCUUGUUUUCCUUCUUCACUGGUGGAGCAUCAGCAUUUUUGGUUGUUCCUUCGCUGGUGGCUUCCGUUGGCGGAGGAGUCACAUCUCUCGGUGCCGGCAUAAAUGAUAUCGUAAAGACAAACAGUUACAACGACAGAGCGGCACGAAUUCUCGAAGAAACUAAUCGACAAUUUAAGCAAUUUGAAGAAGAAAUGUCGGUAGCCAUUGCCUAUAUUGAAAGUACAAAGGAAUUCCUCAAGAAUAAAUAUGGUAUCGAAGAUUCGGCCGCAAGUAGAAUCAUAUCGGAAAUCAGCAAACACGGUUCCAGCAUACCAGUGACGGUUUUGAGGGCUACAGGAGCAAUAGAAGCAGUUGAAAUGGCCAAUGCAGUCAACAUCGUACGAGAAGGUAUCCUUCCAGCUAGAACCGCACAGACGGUCCGCCAAUCCCUGUCCGCCGUUGAGCGUCAAAUUAUGUCCGAAUUUCUGAGCACUCCAGAGCUUUUUAAGGAACACGCUAAGUUGGUCAAACGUAACAUAGCGAAGCUGUAUAAGGUAGCUGCUUUCAAUUUCGCUCUCAUGGGUGUAAGUGUGGGCCUUAACAUCUGGGAAAUUAUAAGUCUCGUUAAUUCGUGGAAAUCUACUCAUCCAUCUGCAAUCGCCGUCGAUGUUGCCAUUCGCAAUUUGCAAAGUAUUAGAAAUAAUACCUAUCAGAUUGCAAAGCAACUAUGAAUACUCCAAAUCGAUUGGGCUAAUUGCUGGUUUCCUGGGAACAACUUCAAUCACGACCUUUCAACGUAGACCGCAUCUUUUACUUUAUAUGUUUAUUUACUGUACAUGCACGCGUUCAUUGAAAAUGGGUUUGCACUAAGGGAUGGAAUAGGCCACACGGAUGCUUUAUAGCCGAUAUACUAACUUUCUUUCAUUUGAGAACAUAUUUUUUUUUAUUUCAGUAAGUUUAUUAAUUGUGAUCUUAUGAUGAAUGAGUAGAUAAGGGCGACGAUAAAUUAGAGAAAUUAUUAGAUUUAAAAGAAUAGAUUACUAUAGGCGAUCGAAAAUCAAAUAAACAAAAUUCUAUUGCGGUGAUAACUGGUGCGCAGCAACUGACUUAUGUAUCAAUAAAUACCAAUUAGUCUUUCGAAACAGAAAUUUUUAGUUCUUUUUCUUUCUUUUGUUGCUCUGGUUUUCCGCCAAGAAACAGCCAGUACCAUAAAAUCUAUCGCGACAGAGUUGACAUGCAGUAAACUCUGCCAAACAAAAGCUCUAAAUGGUAUAUACAUCUAAAAUUUACAUUAUAUAGCCUUCCGUCAUUUUGUUUCAUAACUAAUGAGCUUACGGUGAAAUAAAAAACUUUGAGCUGUC